AUGGCAAAGUACAGUACUUUUCUCGCCCUCCUCCUUUGCCUCUUCCUUGUUGCUGCAACUGAAAUACAAAUGGCAGAAGGCAAAUACUGUUGGAAAAAAAGUGACAAGUGGAAUGGACCUUGUCAAUACUCUUACAAAUGUAGUUAUCAUUGCAAGCACUACUAUGGAGCUAAAUAUGGUAUUUGUAAGAAGUACAAACCAUGGGGUCACAAAUAUUACUGGGCAAAAUAUGCUUGCUACUGUUACUCACCUUGUCACUACUAAGAAUAUUUCAGUGUCUCAUGGC
Solanum stenotomum is the source of this 286-nucleotide messenger RNA. RefSeq names its product defensin D1-like. The record is from RefSeq and is a predicted model, not a curated record. Gene Ontology annotation, biological process: defense response. Lineage: Eukaryota; Viridiplantae; Streptophyta; Magnoliopsida; Solanales; Solanaceae. The transcript is spliced from 2 exons. The coding region runs from base 1 to 264 and encodes 87 amino acids.